AUGAAUCACACAGAUACUCUCUUUCUAGCCAUAGCCGUAACAGUUAAUUCCAAGUCACUUAGAGACAAAGGAGAAUUAGUUAACAGCAAUGGAGGCAUAUUUAACAAAGACGAUAGUACAAGCGAAAUUGUAUAUGAUGAAGAGAUACGAUCAGAUGCUGAAGAUCCUGAACGAGUAUUAGUUGACAGUCAUGAAAACAUGUUUAACAAAGACAAUAAUACAAGCGAAAUUGUGUAUGAUGAAGAAAUACGAUCAGAUGAUGAAUACCCUGCGGACUACAUUGAUGAACGAUUUAAGAAACCAGACAAUGGAUUUUCUAAGUUCAAGCCGUGUAGGAAAAGACCGUGUCCUACAGCGCGACCUACAAUUAGACCUACAAUCUCUCCUAGUUCCCCUACUCCGGUUACUGUAGACCCAAUGAAAGAUCCAGCAGAAAAAGCAAAAUGCUUAAAAGAGUGUAAAUUAACGAAAAAUUUUGACCCCGUAUGUGGUUCCGAUGGCAAAACAUAUGUCAAUCCCGGUCAACUAAAGUGUGCAAGGAACUGUGGUUAUGAUGUUCAAGAGGUAUCGGCUGGACCCUGCGAUAAUCAGAUCACAGAGAGCCCUACUUCACAAUCCCCGAUAGACCCAGCAGAAAAAGCCAAAUGUCUGAGACAGUGUAAAAUUACAAAAAAAUUUGAUCCUGUUUGUGGUUCCGAUGGCAAAACAUAUGCCAAUCCUGGUCAUCUCGAGUGUGCGAAGAACUGUGGUUUUGACGUCCAGAAGGUAUCGUCUGGACCCUGCGAUAAUCCGAUCACACAGAGCCCAACUUCACAAUCUCCAGAUACAGUCCAGUCUAUUCAAAAUUGCAUACACAAGUGUCCGACCUUAACCCCAGAGUACAAUCCUGUGUGUGGCACGGACGGCGUCACUUAUAAAAAUCCUAGCAAAAUGCAAUGUGCUCGUUCUUGUGGCGUCAAUGUGGUCCUGGCCAGACGCGGCAGAUGCCCCACGUCUGUGGUAACCUCUACUGAAGCAUCUACAACAACAUCUAGGAACCCUGUCGACGAUAAGCUAAAGUGUCUAAAGACAUGCAAAGUGUCACCGCAUUUGUAUCCUAUUUGCGGCUCUGACGGAAUCACCUACAGUAAUCCUAGUUAUUUGAUGUGUGCCAGAAAAUGUGGGACUGAUGUGCUAAUGGUGUCCGAAGGGCGAUGCCCGCUAAACUCAACUACCACCACCACCACUACCACUACAACAGCAACUCCAAUCAUCACGACCACGGAAUUACCAGCUGACGUACGUGAUUGCAUCAAGAAAUGUCCUGUAACUACCGAGCACAAUCCCGUCUGCGGUUCUAAUGGCGUCACUUAUGAAAAUCCGGGGCAUUUUAUGUGUGCUCAUUUUUGUGACAUUAAGGUACAUUUCGUAUCAAACGGCGAAUGCGCGGAAUCAACCACGGUGACAUCUACAACACAAAUAAUCGACCCCGAGGAAACAGCGCGGUGUGUGCAAAACUGCCCGGUAACGUCUGAAUACAAUCCUAAGUGCGGCUCUAACGGCGUCACCUAUGCCAACCCUGGACGAUUGGAAUGUGCUGCUUUUUGUGGUGUUAAAGUAACUGAGGCAUAUAGCGGGAUGUGUGGUAGCCGACAAUCAAGUAGCACAUCAACUACAACGAGAAGGCCGUGGAAGGAUAUCACAGCAGUGAAUGAGUGCAUCAGGAAGUGUCCAGUUCCUUCUGACUACAGACCUGUCUGUGGCACUGACUUCAAAAUGUAUUUCAGUGUACAACGACUGGAAUGCGUUCGUAACUGUGGAGUUGGCCGGCGAUAUACGGGCAGCUUGAAGCAGCUAGUAUCGACAGCUUCAAUUUGCGACCGCAUGGGAAACUACAGUCUUCUAUGUACACACAUACACCAAACCGCUCGAGCAGUUGUUUCGGGCGGUUUGCAGCGCGGUGAAAUUUCAUCGUGCAGUCAAGCAGUCGCCAGGUAUACACUGACUGCUCGAGCUGUCACUGCUCUCGCGCAGUUACCUCCGCCCGCACUCUUCAUUCCACGUCACGCGCGCACUUUCGCAGCAGCAAAUUCUACGUCGCCGCCGUCGUCGUCUGAACAAAAGUAG
Molecule: messenger RNA, 2106 nt
Organism: Hyposmocoma kahamanoa
Lineage: Eukaryota; Metazoa; Arthropoda; Insecta; Lepidoptera; Cosmopterigidae
Product: ovoinhibitor-like
Exons: 15
Coding region: 1-2106 (701 amino acids)
Molecular function (GO): serine-type endopeptidase inhibitor activity; protein binding
Source: RefSeq, a predicted model, not a curated record